Molecule: messenger RNA, 1424 nt
Organism: Hyalella azteca
Lineage: Eukaryota; Metazoa; Arthropoda; Malacostraca; Amphipoda; Hyalellidae
Product: centromere/kinetochore protein zw10 homolog
Exons: 10
Biological process (GO): mitotic spindle assembly checkpoint signaling; endoplasmic reticulum to Golgi vesicle-mediated transport
Cellular component (GO): RZZ complex
Source: RefSeq, a predicted model, not a curated record
AUGACAAUUUCUGGGCCACAGGGAACAUAAAUAAGCUUUACUAUUAAGAGUAGAUCAUGGCGCUUGUGGCAGACGUUCUUGCAUCUAUAAAGAAACGUAGUGGAGUCGAAGGUUCCAGUGCUAGUGGUGACGGUGUGUGUGUGGAGGUGGCUGUGCUGGCCAAGAGGGCUGUAGAAGCUAAACUAGCUGUCAUUCAGGCACUCAAUGGACGGUAUGUGCAACUCAGCUCAGCCUUACAAGAUACUUCAUUGCUACAAGCCAGAGUGGAAGUGAAUGAAGAGCAGCUACAUCAGCUUAAGACUACUCUUGAUUCAGAGGUAUCCCCUUCAGUGGCGCAGAGUGUGGAGGCAGUGACGGGUGUAGCCGCACAUCUCCAGCAGGCAGAGGAGGGACUAGCAAUAGCUCAGCAGCUGCUUGCUGUACAUGAUGCCCUCAGAGAGGCUGGAGACCAUAACAUUGCUGCAAGAUUUUAUGAUGCUGCUAUAGCUCUUAAUAAGGCUGAUGCAAUUCUCGCCACAAUUACCCCAGAUAUCGAAAUAUUACCAGGCAUCCUAGAGGAGGUCAUGGUACAGCGAAAUAACCUUAUCUACACACUCUCGCAAAUCUGGUCCAAAUCCUACCAAUGGAAGGAAGAACAAAUGCAAAACGAACAGAAAAAGUCCAUAACUCUUUUGAUUAGAAACUGGGAUAAAUGCAAGCAAGAAGCUCUCAAUGAUCUUGAAGAAAAUCAACUUCUUGAUAUCAAUCAAGUCUCGUCUGCCCUCUAUGUUGUGGAUGAGCUACACCUCAGAAUGGCCGUUUUUGGUAGCAACUUAAUGAAAAAUUUCUUCAAAGUGUUGGUCAGCCGGCCUGCUCGUGUUUCUCUGAAGGACAGCGGUGACUACUAUGCUCUCUCCAUCACAUUCUCAACUGCGCCUCUAAACAAAUCUUCUAACAAACACAACAUGCAGCCUUCACCUCACGAAGUUUUCACUAGCUGUGAACAGGUGCUGAAGUGUCUCUAUGAUUCUGGCUUCAGCUCCGAGUUUGACGCGAGUGCCGUGGACACUUCAGGAGUUACCGCGAGCACGUCACUCAUGACACUCUUGGGUCAAGAGAUUAGCGAGACGUUCACGCGGCUACUGAUCAACGAAUGUCUUGCCUGUGCUGUGCCCACGUCUCGAAAGAAUCUCGACCAGUUUGAUGAAGUGAAACUUGCCACGGAGGCUUUCCAUGCAAAACUCGUCAGAAUUGGCUUUUACAACAAGUCAGAGCGAUCCAUCCUGGAGUACGCAGCGAACGUGGACACCGUGUUUAGUGACCGCGCAUGCGCUCACCUACUAGACACAGCACGUGACCUCGUCUGCCAGCCGCUGCACAACACUGUCACCAUCGCUCACAAUGACGAGUACCCGCCCCUAGUGCUGCAGGACCUACUGCCUCAG